This is a messenger RNA of Babesia bigemina, 291 nucleotides long. RefSeq lists its product as hypothetical. The transcript has a single exon. The record is from RefSeq and is a predicted model, not a curated record. Bases 1 to 291 code for a protein of 96 amino acids. NCBI's taxonomy places the organism in Eukaryota, Apicomplexa, Aconoidasida, Piroplasmida, Babesiidae.
AUGACCAAAGUGCUGACCAAGGUGCUGACCAAGGUGCUGACCAACGUGUUCACCUAUGUGCUGACCAAUGUGCUGACCAAUGUGUUGACCAAAGUGGUGACCAAAGUGGUGACCAAUGCCAUGACUAAAGUGGUGACCAAUGCCAUGACUAAAGUGCUGACCAAUGUUGUGACCAAUGCCAUGACCAAAGUGGUGACCAAAGUGCUGACAAACGUGUUGACCAAUGCCAUGACCAACGUGGUGACCUAUGUGCUGACCAAGUUGAUGGUCACGGCGGCGAUGACAUGGUAA